AUGCCAAUUGGAAUUUCACGUUCCUCAGAAUUAUCAUUGGAAAUAGAGGAGAAGUAUGGUUGGUUAUUGAAAUGGACAAAUUAUAUCAAAGGAUAUCGACAACGUUGGUUUGUGCUCGAUUCAUGUGCUAAUCUAAGUUAUUACAGGAAUUCGUCUGAAGUAGGCCAAUCAUGCCGCGGUAGUAUAAACUUACAAGAAGCUCGUAUUCAUGCAGAUAAAGCAACGAAUAGCUUGACAAUUUCAGCACCUUCGCAAACAUUUCAUUUGAAAGCUCAAAAUGAACUGGAUCAUGACAAAUGGUUUCAUGCGCUCGAAUGUGCUCGUCAUCGCGCUGUUCGUAAUGCUGAAUCAGAUGAAGAUGAAGAUAUCAAAAUGACCGUAUCCGGUGCCAGUGGUGCUGCAGCAAUUGAAACAAUGAACCGAGCAAUUGCUACUAAGAUUCUCGAUUUAAGGACGUGCAGCUCUCUCAUUUCAAAACAUGGGUCGGAACUUUUGAAAGCAAUGAGUGAUCUAGAAAAGACGGAAAAAAUUAAAGCAGUAGCUGAACGCAUCAAUCUCUUUAAGAUUACAACUGCUGCAAUGAUGAAAGCUUGCGAGGAAUUUGUCACUCUUACUACUAAAGAAACAAAAAAAGUGGGACGUUAUGCAGCAAAUGAACAUGAACAACGCUUAAGAUUGCAAGAUCAAUUGGAAGAACUUGCACAACAACAUAGUAAACUCGAACGUGUCGCAUAUCGUUCAACACAUAAAAGCAGUACUGGUUCGGAACCACCAUUUUUGGAUGCAGAAGAAGAAUUCCAUGAUGCGUACGACUAUGUUUCCGAUGCGCAUGAUGGCAGGAAAUCCAGUUCUUCUCAAACAGAAUCUAUUUGUGAAGUAACAGACUCGAAAUUAUUUAAUGCAGAAAUUAUUCAUCCAAAACCAGUUAAAUCUGAAAUGAGGUUAGCCCGUUACGCUCUAACUACCCAACAUUCACGACAGCGUCGUAGCAAAAUACCUGAAAGACCACAAACUUCCAUCAAUUUGUGGUCAAUCAUGCGCAAUUGUAUUGGCAAAGAAUUGAGCAAAAUUCCAAUGCCUGUGAAUUUCAAUGAGCCACUUUCUGUGCUACAAAGGAUUUCUGAAGAUCUGGAAUAUUCAUAUUUAUUAGAUGAUGGGGCAGAAAAAACAGAUUCACUAGAACAGAUGUGCUUUGUGGCAGCAUUUGCAGUCAGUGCGUAUUCGACGACGGGUUAUCGUACGACGAAACCUUUUAAUCCGUUAUUGGGUGAAACAUUUGAAUGUGAUCGAUUUGAUGAUCUUGGCUGGCGCUCUUUUGCUGAGCAAGUAAGUCAUCAUCCACCAAUAACAGCACAUCAUGCUGAUGGUCAUAAAUGGACAUUGCAUCAAGAUUUCUCAAUGACAUCACGUUUUCGUGGAAAAUAUUUAUCAGUAACACCUACCGGUUAUACGUAUGUUAAGUUUCUUGAUAGCGGAAAUGAAUAUUCAUAUAAGAAAGUAACUACCACGGUACAUAACAUCAUCGUGGGCAAGCUGUGGAUAGAUAAUCACGGUGAGAUGUUGAUUGAAAAUCACAAAACUGGUGAUAAAUGUGUCUUGAAAUUUCAUCCCUAUAGCUAUUUUUCCCGAGAACUUCCGCGGAAGAUAGCUGGUUUCGUGAAAGAUCCAGUUGGAAAAGUUCACUGGCUUAUCCAAGGUGUUUGGGAUAGCUAUUUGGAUAUUCUUAAGGUGAAAGAUGAAGUUAACACUGAUGAAAAUGCACGCUUUGAGACCGAUGCACCAAAUCGUAUCUGGACGAUCAAUCUACCAGUGGAAAAUAGUGAGAAGAUGUAUUAUUUUACGAAGCUGGCAAUUGAAUUAAAUGAACCAGAAGAAGGUGUUGCUCCAACAGAUUCGCGGCUUCGUCCUGAUCAACGACUAAUGGAAGAUGGAAAAUGGAAUGAAGCAAAUGAAAUGAAGUUAAAAAUCGAGGAAAAGCAGCGCGCUGUACGUCGAGAACGAGAACUUUUAGCAGAAAAAGCAUUGCAAAAAGGUGAACUAUUUGAAGAAUAUAAGCCGUUAUGGUUUAAAAAACAUCAGCACGAAGAAACGGGUGCUUUAAUACAUGUAUUUACUGGUGAAUACUGGAAGAAAAAGAAGACUGGUGACUGGUCCAAAUGUCCGAGUAUUUUUUAA
Acanthocheilonema viteae is the source of this 2175-nucleotide messenger RNA. The record is from the annotation of a GenBank genome assembly. NCBI's taxonomy places the organism in Eukaryota, Metazoa, Nematoda, Chromadorea, Rhabditida, Onchocercidae.